AGGCUGUGACAUCGUCUGCUGAAAAGAGCACAACAAACAAACGUCAGAAUCAAACACCACCUAUCUCUCAAUUUGUGAUUUUUAAAGAAAUCUCAUAUUCGUCGUUUGGUCAACAUGAAUACCUCUCGAUCAGAAUAUUCAAAUGGUAUUCCUGCAAGAAGUGUGCCUAAAUCUAGGCAAGACUCAUCAACAAAGGCUCCUGAGCUUUACGCAGUCGAAGGUCGGAAUUGGCUACUGCAUCGCCAUUUCACAAGAAAAGAGUUUGGAAUUUGUAAAAUUCUGAUACAAGAGGAACUGGAACGUACUCGGGGAAAACAUGAAUUUGCAAAUUACAUACAGGGACUUAUCUUAUGUCAUGAGGGGAAAAUUCAGGAAUCCCUUGAAUGUUUCCAAAUAUGUCACAGUCUGAACCCCAAAAAUGUGGACAAUAUAAAGCAAGUGGCGCGAUCUCUCUACCUUUUAGGCUUACACAAUCUGGCAUUGGAGGCAUAUUUAGAUGCUCAGCAAAUAUCAAAAGUACCUGACUGGGAUAUAUUCUAUAAUUUAGGUGAAUGUUGGCUGCGUUUGGGGGAGCACGCCAAAGCUAAGGAAGCAUUACGUCAGGCUGUGCAGCUUGGCCACCAUGAACGUUGCUAUGUUGCACUAGCAAAUAUAUACAAAUUGGAGGGUGAUACUCAAAAUGCCAUUGAAAUAUACAAAGCUGCUGUAGAGGCAGCUCCAGAUAGUGCUCAACUUGCAACAUCUCUUGGGCUGUUGUACCUAGAGGAAGGUAAAUAUCAACAUGCCCUUGAAAAGUUAGGUGGUGCACUUGCUAGAGACCCACAGUAUGCUCAAGCACUUCUUGCUGCUGGGGCUAUGAUGCAGAACCACUCUGAUUACGAUGUUGCCCUUUCCAAGUAUAAGAUAGCAGCUCAAACUUGGCCUGAAAGUCCAGCUUUAUGGAAUAAUGUUGGCAUGUGCUUUUAUGGAAAAAAGAAAUAUGUGGCAUCUUUGAGCUGUUUGAAACGUGCUCACUACUUGAGUCCACUUGAUUGGGACAUUCUUUUCAACUUGGGCCUUGUCCACAUGGCAACUCAGCAAUAUGCAUCAGCCUUUCACUUCCUCUCUGCUGCAACAAACUUGAGACCAGCCCAUGCAGGCACAUUCCUUCUUGUAGCAAUAACCUUGCGUCACUUAGAUGACCCUGACAAUGCAUCAGAGGCUUUCAAACAGGCCAGUCUCCUUGCACCACUAGACGCCAGUAUUCCAUUGAACUAUGGAAUUUUCCUUGAAAGUCAAAGUGAUUUUGACGGUGCUGCACUUCAGUUAGAACGAUUCCAGGAAUUGGCUCAAGUGACUCCACGCCUCAGUUCAGAGCUUGUUCAAACUGCAACACAAUUAAGUAAAUUACUUAACAAUCGUGUGAGGUCUCAGCAGGGCAGCAAAACUGAAGGUGAUGAUACAAAUAGUAAAUCUAACAUGGCAAUUGAGGUAGAAGCUCAGGUUCGAGUACGCAACCAUCCUAUAGAUUCUUCCCCCGAGAGUGAGCCACUUAACAUGAUGGCUGAUGAUGAAGUGUAAUGGCUACUUCUGGUUACAAGCAGCUGAGGGUUUAACCCAUAACAACAUAUCUAAAUAUCUAGUCACUGUUCACUGAAACAUAUCUAUAAUCAAAUACACACAAAGUGAUCACCUAUGAAAAAAUAUGAUUUAUAAAGAAAAUGAAGGUGGUAUUAAAAUUAUUUUCUGUAUCACAAGUUGUUCUGAAGGCUUAGUUUACAGCUAAAUUUCUAAAUUUGACACAUUAGUCCGAAUAUCACAUUCUUGGUUCUGGAUAUUAAAAAUGUUUAUUGCAACACAAAAUUAAAUUUUGAUCUUGAGACUUAUUA
This is a messenger RNA of Frankliniella occidentalis (western flower thrips), 1868 nucleotides long. RefSeq names its product Bardet-Biedl syndrome 4 protein (gene BBS4). The transcript is spliced from 10 exons. The coding region runs from base 115 to 1560 and encodes 481 amino acids. Lineage: Eukaryota; Metazoa; Arthropoda; Insecta; Thysanoptera; Thripidae. Gene Ontology annotation, cellular component: ciliary basal body. The record is from RefSeq and is a predicted model, not a curated record. Gene Ontology annotation, molecular function: protein binding. Gene Ontology annotation, biological process: cilium assembly; protein localization to cilium.